AAAAAAAGACCAAGGCUCUUCACCGAACAUCGUUUUCGUUUUUAUCUUUUUUUUUUUUUGGUUUAUUCAAUUCAAGUUAUAUCGAUCGGUUUAGCUAACAAUCACGUAGAGCAGCAUUUAAAAGAAAAGAAAAAAAGAGCAGCGAAGCAGACGCAAGCAGACUUUCUCGUGCUGCGCUUAUACAUAUAAACUCUCAAUUGAUUAUUGACUGCGGAUACUGCUGCUCAUUGGCUGGCUAUGCUCUCGGCUGCCCGUCGCAAAUACAAUUUAUUUUAGUCAUUUGUCUCAAGACUCAAUGAUCAUCAAUUUAAAAUUUUUCUUGUAUCGAUCAGUUUGCCUUUGUCUGCGCUUGUGCUACCAUCAUUAACUAACGUCGUAACAAACCAAGUUUAUAAAACUAAUAGAAAUUCUUACUAAUUGAAUGAAAUUCAAUGAAAUAGAAAUCGAACAAAAACUUGAAAACUUGUCGUAAAAGAAAAAAACAUUAAUAUAUAUUAAAAGAAAAAAAGGGUUUUUUUUUUGAAAUUUUGAAAUUCUUAAGUGUAGAAGAAAAGCGAAUUAGCUGCGGUAUCAGAGAAGACCUUGUCAUUGGAUUAUAUUCACUUUGACAGUUAUACAUUAUUCGCUUGUGGAUUAUUGGCAUUUUAUUGGCGAAGCGAUCUACCUUACAACAAUGAAUUUCAUUUCAGUCUGCAUAAAAGUUGCCAUGAUUGUCUUGGCUUUAGCUCUGGUGGUGUACAGCUCACCAUUAACGGAUAAUAAACGAAAUUGUCAGAUGAAUUGCGAAUUACAAGAUUAUAAACCCAUCUGCGGUACGGAUGAUGCUGGCAUAACGAGAACUUUCAACAACUUAUGCAUAUUGAAAACGGAAAAUUGUCUGCGAACUUACACAUUCCAAAAGACCGGCGAUGGUGUUUGUCCUUAGAUGCUAGAUAUAUAUAUAUAAAUAUAU
Molecule: messenger RNA, 952 nt
Organism: Glossina fuscipes
Lineage: Eukaryota; Metazoa; Arthropoda; Insecta; Diptera; Glossinidae
Exons: 3
Coding region: 674-925 (83 amino acids)
Molecular function (GO): protein binding
Source: RefSeq, a predicted model, not a curated record